CCUAAGAGGAUCGGUUAAAGUAUUUUAUAUUUACCUUUCUAUAUGGCUUUCUUGUAUAAUUUUAUUACAUCCAUAUCUCAACGUUUGUUUGUUAUUAAGGCAGCUGAAACUCCAGAUGGAGAAAUACCUGAUCCAGUUAUAGCCUUACGUGAAAAAUGCUCUCAGCAUACAGCAUGCAGAAAAUAUAAAAAGAGGUAUGAAGUUUGUUCAGAAAGGGUGAAUAAAACUCCUGGAACUGAUGAAACAUGUGAAGAAGAACUUUUUGACUUUUUACAUCACAGGGAUCAAUGCGUGGCAAAAGAAUUAUUUAAUUAUUUAAAAUAAAACAUCAGAAAAUUUUAUUAUAUGUGUUUUAACAAGUUGCAAUAUGAAAUUUUAUCUAAAUAUAUCAUUUAAACUAUUUGUUAAGUGGUAUUUUAAAUUAUCUUCAUUUUCAUCCAAAUUUAUACUUUUUAAAUAAUUAUACAGCCACAUUAACCUUAUCUGUAUUGUAUCAAUCAGUGAUAUAUUUUUUGGUUUAAGAAUGUUCAGAUCUUCCUCAUGGUUUGAUAUCUGUUAAACAAAAUAUUAAAUUUAUUUGUAUGAAAAUAAUAAUUCAAUGUUUGGGAAAUAAUAAUAGCCAAGUU
Molecule: messenger RNA, 626 nt
Organism: Gordionus sp. m RMFG-2023
Lineage: Eukaryota; Metazoa; Nematomorpha; Gordioida; Chordodea; Parachordodidae
Product: cytochrome b-c1 complex subunit 6, mitochondrial-like
Exons: 4
Coding region: 43-324 (93 amino acids)
Biological process (GO): mitochondrial electron transport, ubiquinol to cytochrome c
Source: RefSeq, a predicted model, not a curated record